AUGGAUGACUUUCCUGAACCAGCAAGCCAAGAGGAUGUACGGGUGCUUAUAUGGUCCAUGUGGGAAGGAUCAAGCUUGCUACGUGAAGCUCUUAAAGUCGCAAAGAAACAAUUAGAGGAGCUUCAGAAAAAGUGUGACAAGGUUAAUGAUAACGCCGAUGACGAUAAGGAUGAUGAUGAGAAUGACAUUGAGAAUGACGAUGAAGAGGAUGAUCAAAUGCAAAUUAAAAUGGCCAAAAGAACAAAGAAAAAACAAGAUCCACCAAAGGAUAUUGCUUCACCAAAGAAGGCUGCUGCAAAUAAAAAAGUUACUGCAGCAAAGAAAACUCUUGCACCCAAGAAAUCUCCUGCAGCCAAAAAGAGUCCUACAUCCAAGAAAGUUCCUGCAAAUACAAAGCAAUCUCCAAUUAAAGGUGCUAAGCUUCAAAGGAUUUCAAAAAAGCAAAUAUUGAUAAAGAGAAGAAUUAAGGAACUAGAAGCAUCAAAAGGAACAAAGAAAAGGGUAAAAUCUGAAUUGAAAGAUAGCAAUUAUGAACCAGAAGAAGAUCAGAAUGAGAACUCUGAUGGUUCAUCAGAAGAAGACAGAAAAAAGGGACAAGGUCAUUUAAAGAAGAAAUUGAAGCUUGACAAUUCUGAACAUGAUGUAGAUGAAUUUAUUGAUAUUAAUGAUGAUAAUGAUGGUAAUCUAGAAAUCAAGAAAACACACUACAGACCCAAUGCAGUUGUUGAUUUGAUCAAGGAUUUUAGUGAGCAGCACAAAAAAGAUGUCAAAAAGUGGAAGAAGAAGCUAGGAAUUCUAGAAGAUGAUGAGAUAAUUGUGAAUAAUUUGGAGACCAAAUUAAAGACACUAAAGGAAGGAGGGGAGGAUUUUAAAAGAUUUUUUGUGAUGUAUGUUUGCAGCACAUUCUUAGCCCAUGUUGCAAACAGAGUGAUUGAUUACAAGAUAAUCAAUUAUGUAGACAAUGUGAAAGAAAUACAUAACCUAGAUUGGUGUGGUUAUGUGAUGAAUAAUCUGUGCAAAUCAGUGAGGAGCUUCAAGAACAACAAAAACAAAGAUUCAAGAUCAGGAAUCAGUGGAUGUGUCUUGAUUAUUCAACUUGUCUACUUUUAUCAUUUAGCAUUCAGAGGUCAGCCUGAACCUAUAACACUACCAUUGAUCCAACAUUGGACAGAUGAAAAAGUCAAAGAAAGAAUUGCAAAAAAGGCAAAGGCAUCUUUUGGACAAGGAGAACUUCAAAAAAAUGACUAUCUAGUUUGUAGAAAAAAGGGAAAGGAAGCAUUCUUGGGAGAUGUAAUUGAGAAUGCUUAUAGAAAUUUUUCUGAUAGAGAGAAAAGAUUGGUGUCAUUCAACCUACCAGAAGAUGUGAUGACAAAUAGUGACAUGAAGCUGCAAAAGAUGUGA
Molecule: messenger RNA, 1401 nt
Organism: Chenopodium quinoa (quinoa)
Lineage: Eukaryota; Viridiplantae; Streptophyta; Magnoliopsida; Caryophyllales; Amaranthaceae
Product: DNA mismatch repair protein Msh3-like
Exons: 6
Coding region: 1-1401 (466 amino acids)
Source: RefSeq, a predicted model, not a curated record